AAAAUAAUAAUUAAAAAAAUGAAAAAGAAAGCAGCGAGCAGGGCCAUUGCACGUGGUACCACCUUAUAAAGACAAUACCCAGCUCUCCAUUUUCUCUCUUUACGUCUCUCUAUUUUCUCUCUCUGAAUCAACAUCCCCAUCUCUCUCUAUCCGUUUCAUUUAUUCAUGAAUAUAAAGACACAUCGUCCGUCACAACUCACAAGAAGCCCUAGUUUCUGAAAACACACACCCCUUACUCUGGUUUUUAAGGCUGUACCACACACACACAAACACACAUAUACACACACACAUAUAGAUAUAGUGAGAGAGAGAGAGGUGGUGUGCAGGAGAGAGAGAGAGAGAGAGAGCGAGCUUUGGUGUGAAUAGGAUUGCUGUAUGUCAGUAGAUUGUACUCGCUACUACUGUUACGGUGGAUUUGGUGAACUCGCUAAUCCCUUACAAUGGCCCCAACUACGCAAAAGGCGUCGCAUCGUUUUUGCAUUCACGGCGUCUCUGCUCCAGCCCGUCACGAGGCCGCCCCCGCCGUGUCGGCGGCGGCAGCGGUGGAGGUGGUGCAGGAUUGGACUGCCUCGUCCUCCGAUAAGCAGAACAAGAAAGCUGCCGUGGCGUCCUUGAUUAUUCCUGAACCUUCCACAAAUGCCACCACAGGAAUCCAGAUCAUGCAAAGGGCUCAAACCAGCCAUCCGUUGGACCCUUUAUCCGCUGCAGAGAUUGCAGUGGCUGUGGCAACUGUCAGGGCAGCUGGAGCAACGCCUGAGGUCAGAGACAGCAUGCGAUUUGUUGAAGUGGUCCUAUUGGAACCAGAAAAACAUGUUGUUGCAUUGGCAGAUGCAUAUUUUUUUCCCCCUUUCCAACCAUCAUUAGUGCCAAGAACCAAAGGUGGAGCUAUAAUUCCUAGUAAGCUCCCUCCAAGACGAGCUAGACUCGUCGUUUACAAUAAAAAUUCAAAUGAGACAAGUGUAUGGAUUGUUGAGCUGACUGAAGUACAUGCGACAACUAGAGGUGGACAUCACAAGGGAAAAGUCAUUUCAUCACAUGUUAUUCAAGAUGUUCAGCCUCCCAUGGAUGCUGUGGAAUAUGCUGAAUGUGAAGCUGUUGUGAAAGAUUAUCCUCCGUUUAGGGAGGCAAUGAAGAAGAGGGGUAUUGAGGAUAUGGAUCUUGUCAUGGUUGAUGCCUGGUGUGUUGGUUAUCACAGUGAUGCUGAUGCUCCUAGCCACAGGCUUGCCAAACCACUUAUAUUCUGUAGAACAGAAAGUGACUGUCCGAUGGAAAAUGGCUAUGCACGCCCAGUUGAAGGCAUUUAUGUGCUUGUUGACAUGCAAAAUAUGACGGUGAUCGAGUUUGAAGAUCGUAAACUGGUUCCCUUACCUCCGGCUGAUCCAUUGAGGAACUAUACUCCCGGAGAAACGAGAGGUGGGGUUGAUCGGAGUGAUGUAAAGCCCCUACAAAUUCUUCAGCCAGAGGGACCAAGCUUUCGUGUUAGUGGGAAUUAUGUGGAGUGGCAGAAGUGGAAUUUUCGUAUUGGUUUCACUCCUAGGGAGGGUUUGGUUAUACAUUCUGUUGCGUACAUAGAUGGUAAUCGGGGUCGAAGACCUGUAGCCCAUAGGCUGAGUUUUGUGGAGAUGGUUGUGCCUUAUGGAGAUCCAGAUGAACCACAUUACAGGAAGAAUGCAUUUGAUGCAGGUGAAGAUGGCCUAGGGAAAAAUGCACAUUCUCUUAAGAAGGGAUGUGAUUGUUUAGGAUAUAUCAAGUACUUUGAUGCCCAUUUUACGAAUUACACCGGGGGUGUCGAAACUACUGAGAAUUGUGUUUGUUUGCACGAAGAGGAUCAUGGAAUCCUGUGGAAGCACCAAGACUGGAGAACUGGCUUGGCUGAAGUUCGAAGGUCUAGACGGCUAACAGUUUCAUUUAUAUGUACUGUGGCUAAUUAUGAGUAUGGAUUCUACUGGUACUUCUAUCAGGAUGGCAAAAUUGAAGCUGAAGUUAAACUUACUGGAAUCCUAAGCUUAGGAGCACUGCAACCUGGAGAAUCUCGAAAGUAUGGAACAACCAUUGCACCAGGAUUAUAUGCACCAGUUCAUCAGCAUUUCUUUGUUGCUCGUAUGGAUAUGGCCGUUGAUUGUAAGCCUGGAGAAGCAUAUAAUCAGGUUGUUGAGGUUGAUGUUAAAGUUGAAGAACCGGGAAAGAAUAAUGUUCACAAUAAUGCAUUCUAUGCCGAAGAGACAUUGCUUAGGUCCGAACUACAAGCGAUGCGUGAUUGUAAUCCUUUGUCCGCUCGCCAUUGGAUUGUAAGAAACACCAGAACUGUCAAUAGGACUGGACAGCUGACAGGUUACAAGUUGGUACCUGGUUCGACCUGUCUGCCAUUAGCUGGUUCUGAGGCUAAGUUUUUGAGAAGAGCUGCUUUCUUAAAACACAAUCUUUGGGUUACACCAUAUGCACGUUAUGAGAAUUUUCCUGGAGGAGAAUUUCCUAAUCAGAAUCCACGUGUUGGUGAGGGGUUGGCAACAUGGGUUAAGCAAAACCGGUCUCUGGAAGAAACUGAUAUUGUUCUUUGGUAUGUAUUUGGAAUCACACAUGUUCCUCGACUGGAAGAUUGGCCUGUUAUGCCAGUGGAGCGCAUCGGUUUUAUGCUUCAGCCUCACGGGUUUUUUAACUGCUCUCCUGCGGUAGACGUACCACCUAGUACCGCGUGCGACUUGGAUGUCAAAGAUAGUGAUGUCAAAGAAACUGCAGUAGUAGCAAAGCCAAUUCCAACCGCGUUGAUUUCAAAGCUUUGACGAGAUGUUGAUACCCUUUAGUUAAUUGUUCAAUGUCAGUGAGGAAAAACUCUUUUCUGGUAGUUGCAUUUGCGUUUGUCUUGUAAAUCUGGGUUGAAAUGCCGAUUUGUUGAUCAACUCCUUUUAGACUCUGUUCCUUUCUCAACUUCUGCGAUCUCUUCAAGGUUUCAACUGAUGUUUAAAAACAGGGCAUGCAUUUUUUUUC
This is a messenger RNA of Cornus florida, 2985 nucleotides long. RefSeq names its product diamine oxidase [copper-containing] 1, peroxisomal-like. Gene Ontology annotation, biological process: amine metabolic process. Gene Ontology annotation, molecular function: primary methylamine oxidase activity; quinone binding; copper ion binding. The transcript is spliced from 12 exons. The record is from RefSeq and is a predicted model, not a curated record. The coding region runs from base 441 to 2780 and encodes 779 amino acids. Lineage: Eukaryota; Viridiplantae; Streptophyta; Magnoliopsida; Cornales; Cornaceae.